Molecule: messenger RNA, 7169 nt
Organism: Cyprinodon tularosa
Lineage: Eukaryota; Metazoa; Chordata; Actinopteri; Cyprinodontiformes; Cyprinodontidae
Exons: 10
Coding region: 149-6778 (2209 amino acids)
Biological process (GO): regulation of transcription by RNA polymerase II
Molecular function (GO): RNA polymerase II cis-regulatory region sequence-specific DNA binding; DNA-binding transcription factor activity
Source: RefSeq, a predicted model, not a curated record
UGCGCGUCCCUUGUCCUAAGUGACGUCACGCGGUCCGCAUCUGCUCCGUUGCGGCUUUGUGAGGAGCGUCGCAGAGAUGUUUGGGCGUUCAACCCAGGCCAGGAGCUGAUUUCACUUUUGCAUAUAAGAAGGUGAGAACCAAAAAGCCAUGCAGAGUUCACCAGAGGACCACACUGAAUCAAACCCUGUGGCUAUAUCGGCUGCAGAGGAUCAACUAGAAACUGGGGCCCAAACAAUGCAAAGCAAACCAGAUGAACAAGAGCUGGAGGACCAAUCAGAGGCCCCUGCUGAGGCCACAGCAGAGGCACCUGGAAGUAUGGUCCCAACUCCACCCUUGGAGAAGGAGUCUGUUGUCCCCUCGCCUACAGAGUCCUGUGAAAAUAGGGAAAAGUUGGACACAGACUCUUCUGCAAAGUCCAGCGACCAGCCAAAAUCGGUUGCUGAAACUGAUGCAAGCCCUGGAAAUGAUGUGAAUAAAGAACAGAAACGAGGAAAAGGUGCAAGUGAUGGCAGGAAAUUUCCUUCUAAGAAAGCCAUGAUUGAUCCUCUGAAGAUGGACAUGUCAAAACCUGUGGUCACGCCUUUAACGUCGCCUCAGCUCUCUCUACACUGCAUCCAGUGCCACAUAAUAUUCAGCGAUUUUAAAAGCAAAGAGCGGCACCUGAAGAGCACCCACCCUGCCGAGUACGAGCAGUACAUCCUGAGGAACUCGCUUUUUGCCUGUUACGUUUGCGACCGCCAUUUCACAAACUCAGUGGAACUCUUGGCCCACCAGAAGGCCCACACUGACAAGAGACCCUUCAAGUGUCCACUCUGCAAUCAGUCCUUCAAGAAGACGUCAGAGCUUACAAAUCAUAAAAAGAGUCACUUCAACCAGAACGGGUAUCCCUGCUCUGGGUGUGGAAAGUCUUGCAAGACGCUGACAUUGCUGAAGUACCACCAGCGUACACACUCAGGAGAGAAGCCUUACGUUUGCAAGGAGUGUGGAAAGAGGUUCCCCCUAUCCAGCCUUCUGCAUAAGCAUAUUUUAUCACAUUCAUCAGAGGGAGGCGAAGGAGGUGCUCCUGCCAAAGUUUACCUUUGUCCUGUUUGCAACGCCUCCUUCAGGAGUCCCAAAUCGCGGCAGCUUCAUGUUAAAAUAAGGCACAAACUUGAUCCAGUCAGUAACCCCAUGCAGACUGGGCUGCAGGUGAAACAAAGCAUGCCUAUUAUAACUCCAAUAUCUAUUUCUCAACCGACGCUAUUGCAAGUAGAGCCAAACGGACCUCUGCAAAAGGUCGAUGCCAAUGUUGACACAGAAAAUAUCCGGAAACUUAUUGAGUCAUUGGGAAAUGUGCACAAAGUAAAUCAGGUUGUUAUACUGGGGCAGGUGCCACCACAUGCCCCGCCACUGAAGGUACAGCAGGUGUUGGAACCAGCAGAAAAGGUUGAUUUGAAUCUGGGUCCACCGCAGAUAGAUUUUAUUGGACUAAAACCGACAGAAUCUAAGUUGGUUGAGCUAGAUGCUUCGGUCAGUCCAUUGGAACAAACUAUUAUAUUGGAGCCUAUUACUCCAGAAGGAACGCCGGAAAACCCUUCCUUCUCAGAUCUCGGCUCCCAAGUAGUUGCAGGAGAACCCCUAGAGCUAAAAUUUGUUCAAGCUGAACAGACUGAAAAACUCACAGGAGAAACGCAUCUAAAUCUUCAUCAGUCACAGAUGAAUCCAAUGAAUACUGACCCUGGUGUUUGUAUGAAUGAGGGAACUGAUCUCAAGCAAGACCUUGAGCAAACUGUCAUAUUAGAACUAAUACCUGCUGCAGAGCUGGAACAGUCUCAAAUUGAGCCACAAAAUGAGGUAGGCUCCUCUUCUUUUGUUCAAAGCAGUGAGCAGGAAAUUCCUGAUCAAGCUGCAGGUAAUACUGCUGGAGAGCCAGAAGAGACCAAUAUGCCAAUCCCACCACUCACACCCACAGUUGAGUCAGAACUCCCAUCUCCUCACCCGGAAAAAGAGGACCUAUCUUCUUGCCCUUCUGAUCCACCAGAAACAAUCACACAAGAGCCAAGUAAUUCCGAAACUACCUUGCAGGAAAACACAAAUUCACGUGAAGAAAGGGUAGAUUCAGGUCAGUCUCCUGUGUCUAAUGAAAAGCCAAAAGAAAAGGAGGAACAGGAGGCUUGUGAAAAAGAUCCAGUGGAAGAGAAACGUAGCUCAUCCGAAGACCCUGCUGCUAAAGAGGAGACUCCUUCAAAAUCAGAGGCCAAAGAGGAUCAGCGAACCUCUGAGUUGCCUGUAAGUGUAAUGUCAGCCCAAGAGUUAGUAAAGGUGCGGAAAAGAAAACCAGCAAGGACGUUUUUUUUUCAAGGAUAUAUGCAUGAUCUUGUUGGAUCCAUAUACAGGGACGACUUUCUCAUUGAUGCCAAGCCUGCCAAGCGCCAGCGGACCAAGAAGUCUUGUGUUGUUGUGAAAUUUGGAUCACAGGGCAAAGACAAGAAAUCCAAAAAACAGAAGGCCAAACAAGAACAUAAGCCGAUACAGGAAAGUUCGCCAAAAAGUAAAACAUCCCCUAAAAAACUAUCAGAGAAGGUACAGAAAGUGCAAAUACAGAAGAAGCCAGAACAAGAACCCCAGCCGAUACAUGACAGUAGUAAAACACCUCCAAAGAAAUCACCAGAGAAAGUACAGAAAGUACAAACACCGAAGAAGACGGGAAAGGGGAAAAAGGAGAAGACGGAGAACAUGGCAUCUGGAAUGGACAUGAAAUUGCCUGAACCCCAAAGCACACACACAAAGCAAGUGAAAGAAGUUCCAAAAAAGAAUAAAAUGAAAAAGCAGAAAGAAAGCAAGGGAGAAGCAGAGCAUGUUGGUGAGCAGAACGCUGAGACCCAGCCAAUGCUUAAGAAGAAAAAAGCAGCAAACGUAUUGCCAAAAGGUCCGCCCAAGAGUCCCAAGGGAAAGAAAACCUUAUCCAAAGCACAAAAAGUGAAAAAAGCUGAAGCCACUGAUUCAAACAUUAAUCAAGACUCUCUUCUUUUACUGAAAGGUCAUAAGCAGCCUCAGUUAAAGGUGUACAAGUUAGACACUUCAAAGCCAUCAGGCCCGACUCCGGAGGGUUCAGUUAAGGACUCCCAGUCCACUGAUGAUGUCACAGCAAGGGGCAAGAAAAAAGGCACAAAAAAGCAGAAAAGCAUUAAUUGUCUUUCCCUGCUGUCCUCACUAAAAGGUCCACGUCAACAGCCGGAAAUAGUACCAUCCAAGCCAAAGACCACCAGGAAGCGUAAAGCCCCUUUGAAUGUGGAAACUGAAGGAGUGAUCACUUCAAAGCGUGCCUUGGAAUGUAAAGACUGUGGGGAGAAAUUCAGCGAAGUUGCGUCACUUCAAAAGCACAAGACUACAGCACACAUCAUUGAAAGUCCUGGCCUCACAUAUACCAAUGGAAACAUCUUUGAGGGCGUCUCUGGGUUCGAUCUUUACCGGCUUCCUAAAGAGCAUGGAGGGGUUGUUAGGGUGAUGAAUGCUCCCACAGACUGGGAUACUGAACCGGAGAUGGGAGACAUGUCGCUGGAAGACCGUGAUCGAGGUGUCUCCUUUCCUGCUUUAAUUCCAUCUCCAUCUCUACAAAUCCCACCUCAGGAUGUUGAAAUGAGUACUCAUGAGCACAGAAAUGAAAGUAAAACUGGGACAGAAGUUCACCUUGGUACGUCCUGUACACCUGAGUGCUUCUCUAGAGACACCAAACAGAUUGCAAUAGCUGAAACCUCUUUCCCAAACUUGACUGAGACAAGAACAUCUGAAACAGUAGAACCUGUGGCAUCAGAUGAGAAAAUGCAAGAAGAUCCCAAUAAAAACCUCAGCAAUGGAUCUAGAGUUCAAGGAAUGACAGAUGAGGAUGUUAAGGAAGAUUUCCUUCUAGAGGUAGAUUUGGUCACUAUUGGAGAGCAGGAGGAGAAAGAGGAACCCAUACUCCUAAAUGAACCCAACAGUGUCCAGAUGACUAAAAGUGGAAUCGCUGACAAGGACUGUGAGCAAGGCAGAAAUGAGACAAGAAGGACUUGUCCAACACCACAGACUGUGUCAUGCGCUACCUAUUGUCUGGAUGUCAAAGAAGAAGAGGAAGAAAUGCUGGUCCAGAAGAGAAAGGAGGCAGUGAUGGGUCAGAUCAGAAAAGAAGGACUUCUCAACAGGGAUUUGACCACAAAAGCAAACUCGGGUAAAGAACAAGAGCAGGGACCAGAUGAAUGCCAGAUAGUUUAUGAAAAACCUCCGCUUUUCUCUGAUUUGGAGACGGUUGACCAUGAGGUUAGCACAAAGAAGCAGACUGGUCCUAAGUUAAAGACAAAAUGUACACCAUCCGCUACAUCUUUGCCUUCUGGCCAUGCAGUGGUUGAAGAAUCCUCUCAAGAAGCUAUUGCAUUGGAGCCUAGCUCUAAUGUUAAGGAUGCAAUUAUUGAUGGAGGGCUGGAGGGAGAAGAGGAGAGGGAGAGUGACCAGUCUCCGGGUAUCAUCCUUGAGAGGUUCCCCACCUCUGGGCGAGGAGCAACAGCCGACAGUGUGACAGAUCUGGCCACAAGAAGGAGCAGCCAACCACAGGCUUUGGGCGGCAUUGCUGACAACGGGGUUCAAGUUCCCAGAGGCCAAGAGAUCAAGGUUGAAGAGAACAGCUCAGAUCCUCUGCUAGUUCUUCCCACCUGUCAAAGCAGGCAGAACUCGUGUGGUCCGCCGAAGCAUCAGCAAGGUAUAAGAAGCAUCCUAGUGAAAGAGGAAAGAAACUCUGUGGUGAACGACACCCAGAGUGUGCAAGAAAGUCGCCACAUGAAAUGGAAUGAGGAACCAGUAAGCUGUAAAGACAUCAAUAUGCGUCUAAAGGAGAAUGAAGAAACAACAAAGGACUGCUGUAAGACUCCGGACUUCAAUUCCAACCCUUGUAUCUUUUACCCGGUAAAGGAGGAGGUGAGGGAGGUUCUGCUGUCAGCCACCCAAACCCACACCAGAACUUCAACCCCUGAUGGUUCAGGUGAUUCAAAUCCCACCGACCACAAGAGUACAGAUUGUAAUGCCCAUGAUAGAAGGUCGUCACCACAGAGCAAUCAGGAGUCUGAAGUCGCAUGUCUCGCAUCGGAGCAAAGUGUCAGUGACUUGACAGAUGGACAAGCUGCAUCAGACUCUGAGUGGCAGACUCGAUCGGAUCUCUGCGACUUCCUCCUCCAGAGUUCAGAUGACGAAGACACGGGUAGUUUGGAGUUAUCAGAGCCUCAGCUGAACAAGGAAGCAGAAAUUCUAGCUUACUUCAACCAGAACCAGAGCAGAAUCAAAAAGCUGUCACCUCGACCCUCUUCAGUGGGUUUGCCAGAUUCACCUGGGCCUCAACCAGUCCCACGUGAUGACAGCAGGAUAGAAAAGGCUAUUGAUUACUUUUGUGAAUAUUUCAGUUGGGAUACAUGGGUAGAAAUUGCCAAUUACACAAAUAAACUUUCCAAGAAUCAAAAUCCGGUGACAUGCAGAGAGGUUGCACGCUUCAUUGGGAUCCACAUUGCAAUGGGAACCUUAAAGUUUCCCAGUGCGAGGCUCUACUGGGACGACCUAACAAAGUUGCCGUUGAUAGCUGAAGCCAUGCCGCUAAACCGAUUUCUGGAGCUUUCUCGCAUGUUGAAGCUCUGUUCUUCAAAUGAUACCAAAGGACCCAACACUGCUCAGGAGCUGGGUGGUAUUCACCAAAGCAGUGAAAGUUUAGGUUCUGAUCACAGUGGCGCUGGGUGCUCAGCUGAUCCCAUAAGUUUGCAAACGCCGGUUGAUCCGCUGUGGAAGGUUCGUCCAUUAUUGUAUCGUUUCAACACAGGAUGCCGUUCACUCAGGCAGCAGGGAGAUUAUGCUGUGGACCAGUACACAGUAGCUCUGACUGGGAAAGUAAACGAAAGCAGUCCAUCUCUCCAUUGCACCACGUUAAUUGGCCUUAAUGGCUUAAUUACACACGUGGAUCUUGAACUGGAUCUUUCAGAGAAACAAGAUUCAGUAGAAAAAAUGAUCCCUAAAGGGAGUACGGUGUUCCUCUGCAAACAGGAGCUCUCCACCCCCGCCAUGCUGGAGCACCUUUUAGCUGCUGGGAUCCACGGAGCUGGCAGGGUGGAAGGAGAGCGUGGACAGGUUGGUGACGAGUUUGUGAGCUCUGAUGGGAAGUUGAUGUUGCGCAGAACGCAGUGCGGCUUCUUACUUUCUACCGCAGGGAAGGGUCAGCGGGACAUGGUCUCACUCAUUGACGGCUACGAAAAGGCUCAGAUGUCGGCGCGUCUCAGCAGAGAUUUGCUAAAUCUUUAUUCUUCUCCUCUCACCGUGUCUUCACCUACCUGCUGGCCCCAAGCGGUGCUAUGGCACCUCAUUGACGCGGCGCUGGUGAACUCCUGGCUCCUGUACCGGCAGGACCACAGAGCAGCGUCUGCCCCGCUGACAUUAAUGGCCUUCAGACUGGAGGUGUCCAAAGCUUUGAUUCUCUCCAGCGGCUCUGACACCCAGGAUUCCAUUCCCCCUCAGCCUCCCGGGGAGAACGCUCACCACGCAACUAGUGAAACUCCAAGUCCGGUCCUGCUCAAUGAGAGUCCUCUUCCAGAAGCAGCAACACGGUAUGACGGAUCUGGCCAUUGGCCUGAGCAGCUUUCAGAGGGAGAAGGAGGCAGGUGUCGCUUUGGGGGCUGCCAGAGAACAUCGCGAGUGCUGUGCCUUAAGUGCUGCGUCUUUCUUUGUAUCUCACGAAACCAUAACUGCUUUUUAAAUUUCCAUAAUCAAGAGAGUGUGGGAGAGGAGCACUAAUACUGAGAUGUCUCUGUCUUUUUAAAUGGGCUGCUUUCUGAUAUAGAAAGUACACUUGAUGUUUGUAAAAUCUGCUCCUCCAUCCUUACAUUUUUACAGCAUACCUUGUACUGGCAGUGCCAUGACUUUAUUGGACUGUUGAUGUUCCAUUUAAAUAACUGUCUUGUUAGAGCUCAUAAAUUUACUUGCCAAUUGUAAAUUGAUAAUUGUAAUUGGAUUGACAUUUUAGAAAAAUGAAAUGAACCAUAAACUGUGUUGCAAAAACAAUUUCUAUUGUAUUUGUUGUAUUUUUCACAUGAACUACUUUUCAUUCCAUGAUGAACUUAUUUUCAAUUCCAUAAAGUGCAGUGUUAUUUAUUUCACGUUGAAAAAAUAAAGUUUAAUGGAGUGA